AUGUUCGGCAUAUGGCGCAUAUUAUGUGCUUUCGCCGUGGCACUGCUUGCCUAUGCAGUGCAGGCAGAGUCUCCGAAGAUAGAUCAACACUAUUUUCCCAAUGUACCUGCCAAAUUGCACUACUUUGAAGAUUCUUCUGAGGUGUUAUGGCACGAUGCAGCGGAGGGCAAUGUGUAUCGGAGUUCGGACGAGGGAAAGACAUGGAGUAAGGUGCGCGGUCCCCGGGAAGGUAUGGCGAACCUGGUUAUCCCUCAUCCCUAUGAUCCUCGCCAGGCUUUUAUCAUGUCAGAUGACCUAGAGCAUUGGCGUACGAUGAACCGCGGCAAAACCUGGCAAAGUUUUCGUACACCAUUGCCUCCAUCUACGCGAGCUAGCUUACCAUUGCAUUUCCACGCCGACAAAAAGCAUCACGAUUGGAUUUUGUUUACUGGAAAGUCGUGCGAUAAGGGCCUUCUUACUACGACGUGUCACGAUUCGGCCUAUUAUACCAAGGAUGCCUUUGCGAGCGAUGUGCAGAUGAUCAUGGAUCGAGUGCUUCAGUGCCAAUGGGCGAAAAUGACAAAAGAGCUUCAAGUGAGUGAUGCAGCUAUGCAGCGAAUCUUUUGUAUCGCCUGGGACGAGAGCAUUAGUAAGGCGACGGCGUUACCCCGAGCAAUGACCCAAGGCUCAGGGCUUGAUAAGACGCGCAUGUUUGUGAGCGAUGACCUAUUCAAGACACAACGUGCAGUGUCGUUCAGCGAUAUGCCUCAGCCUCGUGGGUUUGCGAGCAUUGGUCAGUCCCGCCACUUCUUAAUCACGGCCGUGAGGGAUUCUACACCUGGGUACGGUGGUGAGCUUCGUCUGUAUAUUUCGCGUGAUGCGGAACAUUGGACGCACGCACGUUUUCCACAUGGCCAACUCACGCAUGAAAAUGCCUAUACAGUUUUGGAUGGACCCAAGUACCACUUGGUUGUCGAUGUCUUGGACAGUGAUGCGCACACUGGCGCAUUGUUUAUGAGCGACAGUACGGGCGCCAACUUCUCACUGAGCUUGACGGGGACACAGCGGAACAAAGACUACUUGGUCGAUUAUGAGCACUUGGCCAACAUUGAGGGUGUUGCCAUUGUCAACGUUCAACCGGAUGGGCCGUCAGGACGUGUACAGACUCGCAUUACGCACGAUGAGGGUGCGUCUUGGUCGCGUCUUGCUGCGCCAUCCAAGGAUGUAGACGGGCACAAAAUACCAUGCAAUGUGAACCAGCCGGAGUCAUGCGCGUUGCAUCUGCAUGCUCUUUUGCACUUACGCAACCUGGGCCGCGUAUUUUCUUCCACGGCGCCAGGGUUGGUGAUGGGUGUGGGGUCCGUGGGUGAUAAGCUGAAGCCUUACGAUGAGUGUGAUACCUACCUCAGUACAGAUGCAGGUGUCACCUGGCGUAUGGUUGCCCGACAUCCACACAAGCACGUCUUCGGUGACCAAGGUGGCCUUAUUGUCAUGGUCGAAGAUGCACCACUUGUGGAUGUACUAAAAUACUCGUUUGAUUACGGUGCGACCUGGGCUACACAGUCUUUGCCUGCGCCUGUAGAGCCUGUGGCUCUGACGACGGCGCCUGACGGCACGGCUCUCAAAGUGCUUCUAGUAGGCUCUCAGAAGCGGGGUACUACAGAUCCAUCGAAGCGCCAUAUGACCGUAUUUGUGGACUUUGCCAAGCUCUCAAAGCGCACCUGCAAGGAAAGUGACUUUGAAAAGUUCUACCCAUCGACCAUGGCCGGCCAUCAAUGUCUCUUUGGUCACAAGCAGUGGUACAAACGUCGGAAAGCGGCGGCUGACUGCUUUGUGCGCAACAAGUUCCACGAACCGCAAGGAAAAGAAGAGCCAUGCCCGUGCACGCCGGCUGAUUACGAAUGCGACAUUGGGUUUGUGCGGAAGCAGGGCAAAUGUAUCCCUGGACGUCCUAUGGACGCACCACCUGGCGCCUGCGCGAAGGGGGAAAAGACGUUUAUGGGAUCCUCGGGCUACCGUCGUAUUCCUGGGAACACAUGCGAAGCAGGCCAAGACGUGGCGUUGGAUGCACCUGUGCCUCGGCCCUGCAGUGAGGCGAAGCCAUCGCUAGGCGCUGUAGCACAUGCCCGUUUUGAGUUCCCUGCGCCUGUGCAAGAGGUGCUGCAUUUCCGUUCAUCGCCACGUAUUCUUGUACGUUUGAAAGAUGGCCAAGUAUACCAGUCAGCGGACGAUGGCAGCACAUGGCAUGCCUUGUCCCUGGUCGCUGGCACCGGCGACACAGACACGGCCCUGGCCCUUAUCGCGAACCCGUACGCCCGCUUGAGCGCCUAUAUCGUUACAGCAGGGAGGACGGUGCACUUUACCACCGAUGGGGGUGCGUCAUGGGACUGGUUUGUGGCGCCGCUGGAGGUCAACGUCUUUGGUCUGGACCCUCUUAGCUUCCACCCCAAGCAGCCCACGUGGCUUUUGUGGACAGGCAGCCGUGACUGCCAGGAGAAUGGAGAGUGUCGUGUGGAAGUCUGGUCUAUCACUGAACCGAAGCAGGGGCGCUGGAAACGUGUGGAUACGUAUGUGAGAAAGUGUACCUUCCUAGCCACGGAGCAUUUCCCUGGGCCUGAAGAUACGAUUGUGUGUGAAAGCUACCCGACGAAGUCGGGCUCACAGCGGACUAUGGCGUCACUGCCUGUGGACUUGGUCGUCGGUGACCAAUUCUACACGAAGAAGACUACGGUGAUGCGCAAUAUUCUUGGCUACUCUGUGUUUGAGCAGUACAUGCUGGUGGCUGAGAUUGAGGGUGAAGCGUCUUCCCUCCAAAUGCAUGUUUCGUUGGACGGACAUCGUUUCUCACCCGUGACACUUCCGCCAUCGCUGCAGCUGGAUCAUCGAGCUUAUACCGUCUUGGACUCUGUGACCAGAGCUGUGUUUAUGCAUGUGACGACCACGUCGAACCCCAAUGCGCAGUGGGGUGAUAUCGUGAAGAGCAACUCCAACGGCACGUACUAUGCCCUCUCGCUGGAGCAUGUGAACCGCAACGGGGCAGGGUACGUUGACUUUGAGAAGAUGCAAGGCUUGGACGGCAUUGCGCUGGCGAAUAUCGUGGCGAAUAUCGAUGAUGCUAGUGUAUCAGGUACCAAGCGUCUACAGACCAAGAUCACGCACAACGAUGGCGGCCACUGGACUACGGUCGUGCCCCCCGAACAGGACUCGCAUGGUGUUCGGUAUGCAUGCGACUCGGUGGGUUGCAAUUUGCAUUUGCACAACAUUCUUGAGCGGCCCGAUUUGCGUAUGACACUCACUAGCCCUUCCGCCUUGGGCUUUAUGCUGGCCACGGGCAAUGUCGGCCGUGAGUUGCUGCCGUACAACGAGUGUGACACAUUCCUUACGCGGGACGGUGGCUUCACAUGGGAAGAGGUGCACAAGAGUACGCACAAGUGGGAGUAUGGCGAUCACGGCUCCAUCAUUGUGAUGGUCGACGACCAACAUGCGACAGACUCCCUUUUGUACACACUGGACCAAGGUCUUACAUGGGAAACGUACAGGUUUGGCGUAAAGAUGCGUGUGUGGACCAUCGAUACCGUCCCGGAAGAUACGAAGCGCAAGUUUGUGUUGCUGGGCGAUGCCAUGGGCAAAGCCACGGCCGUGUUCCUGGACUUCUCGUCCGUGUUGCCGACACAGUGUGUCUAUGACCCAAAGAAUGAGGCCAAGAACGACUUUGAAAAAUGGAGCCCUAGCCAGCAACGGGAAGAGGCUUGCUUGUUCGGUAGCCAAACGUGGUUCUGGCGUCGCAAGCGCGAUCGUGUGUGCUACAUUGGAUCGACACUACCGGACAAUGUGGUAGAAAAAGUGUCCUGUGAAUGCACAGACGCCGACUUUGAGUGCGAAUUCAAUCACUAUCGUGACGCACAGACGGGGCAGUGCGUGCUGUACCCAGGGGCACAAAAGCUCCUCGAGGACGAGGCCGCCCAGUGCUCGCCGGAUGCACCUGAGUACGAUGGGUACUGGUAUGAGCGUACGAAUGUACGAAAAAUUCCGCUAUCGCAGUGUAGUGGUGGUCACCGUCCUGAUCGUGGACGUCGUCACCGAUGCAGCCAUACGCCUCAGUCGCAUGGUCUGCUUUGGUGGCUCUUUGUCUUGGCCGCCGCCGGCGCGCUGGGGUACUUUGCUGCGACAUGGCUGGCACGUCAUAAUAACGGCGCUCUUUUCCUGGGCGGCGCUGCUGAAAACUCGCCUCUGUACCGUGAUAUCCGGGAGCAGGUACGUUUGGGCGUGCAGUUUGUCGGUGGCCUAGCGAGUUUGGUCUGGUCCCAUGUGGUCGCCUUCGCUAGCGACCUCCCCAUUCUGCGUGACUAUCUACGUCGCUCGGAUCGUCCAUUCUCGAGCUAUCAUAUGUUGUCUACGGACGAAGAUGCAGAGAUUCUGCGGGACUAUGAUAGCGACUUGGAAGCAUGA
This is a messenger RNA of Malassezia pachydermatis, 4428 nucleotides long. RefSeq names its product oligoxyloglucan reducing end-specific cellobiohydrolase. Gene Ontology annotation, cellular component: membrane; Golgi apparatus. Gene Ontology annotation, biological process: protein targeting to vacuole; Golgi to endosome transport; Golgi to vacuole transport. Bases 1 to 4428 code for a protein of 1475 amino acids. The transcript has a single exon. The record is from RefSeq and is a predicted model, not a curated record. Lineage: Eukaryota; Fungi; Basidiomycota; Malasseziomycetes; Malasseziales; Malasseziaceae. Gene Ontology annotation, molecular function: protein binding.